This is a messenger RNA of Penicillium roqueforti, 795 nucleotides long. Its product is annotated as copper homeostasis protein CutC. The transcript is spliced from 2 exons. Gene Ontology annotation, molecular function: copper ion binding. The record is from RefSeq and is a predicted model, not a curated record. NCBI's taxonomy places the organism in Eukaryota, Fungi, Ascomycota, Eurotiomycetes, Eurotiales, Aspergillaceae. The coding region runs from base 1 to 795 and encodes 264 amino acids.
AUGAGUCAAGCUAAUAUUACACAAAGACCAAUCCUAGAGAUUGCGUGCUUCAAUCAAGAAUCGGCCGCAGUUGCUGCGAGAGCAGGAGCGGACCGCAUCGAGUUAUGCAAGGACUACCACCUCGGUGGGCUAUCGCCCGACACAGACACCCUCGAACUUUUGAAAUCACAGCUCGCGAUACCGAUCUACACGAUGGUAAGACCACACGCGGAAGGCUUCUGUUACGACGAAUUUGACUUUGAGGUGAUGAAACGAACGCUCAAUUCUCUGAAGUCCUACGGGGCUGACGGUUUCGUCUUCGGUAUUCUGAAUCGAUCCCCACAAAAGCCCUUUGAUCCGAAAAUGUCGUGGAUCGAUGUAUCCCGUAACAGGCAGCUUGUCGAACUAGCGGACGGGCGGCCCUGUACCUUUCAUCGCGCCUUUGAUCUCAUUCCCGAAUCCCACUGGGAGAGUGCAUUGGCCGACAUCAUGGAAUGUGGGUUCGCUUCGAUUUUAACCAACGGCGGUGCUUCGGGGACAAAAGCAACCGACUGUGUCGAUAAGCUGCAAGCUCUGGUCCGUUAUCAAACGCAACCACAGGGGAAAAUAAAACUUCGAAGCAAUAUAGUUCCAGAAAUCAUUGUUGGCGGUGGUGUGAGGGCAUCGAAUAUAGGCUUGCUCCACAGCGUCACUGGUGCCUCGGUCUUCCACUCCGCUGCUCUUCUGGGAUCGGAAGAGGUAACCUGCGCAAAUGAGGUGUUUAAGAUGAAAGAUAAGAUAUCACGGGUAUCGGAGGCAGAUGAAAUGGCGCAAUAA